ACAGAGAUUAACUGGUAGAGAGCAUUGUGCUCUGAUUUGCUUUAAAUGAGGGCCAACCUCCCCACUCCCUAUUGCACUCUCUGGUAAAUAACAGUAAUUCCAAUUAACUGUUGCAGCAGUGAGUUGACCACUCUUUCCCUGUUCCUUCCCUCCGCUCCUCUUCCCUUCCACUAUCCCUCUCUCUCUCUCUCUCUCUCUCUCUCUCUCACAGAAUGAUAUCCAGUCUUCCUAGUCCCUGACACCUACACCCAGCUUUCUUCAUUCGGUUCGUUACGGGAAGAAAUGGUUGGUAUUAGUUCAAUUCCUCACUGGCUUGAGAUUCUACUGCGAGAGAAGUUCUUUAACGCGUGUAUAGUUCACGAAUUUGCAAAGAAGAAUGAGAGGAACAUCUUUUGCUUGGAAUGUUGCAUCAGCAUAUGCAACCAUUGCGUGCCGUCUCACCGCCCUCACCGUCUCUUACAGAUAAGAAGGUAUGUUUAUCAUGAUGUUAUGAGGUUGAGUGAUGCUCAACAAUUGAUGAAUUGUUCCCUUGUUCAACCAUACACAACAAACAGCGCAAAAGUGGUAUUUUUGAACCAAAGGCCAACGUCCCGCCCCUUUAGAGGCUCAGGCAAGGUUUGCGUCACAUGCGACCGUUUUCUCCAAGACCCAUACCUCUAUUGCUCUCUCUCCUGCAAGGUUCAUCACCACUUAGUGACCUCCAACGGUACUGGAAACUAUGGCUUACCAAUAUUACCAGAAAAACCGACAAGUGAGAGCCUUUCAGAGAUUGAAGAAGAUGAUGACCAAACGACUCCUGCAAGUGCAAGUGGUGAUGGUGGUAUUAGUUCACUGCGACACAAAACGCUAGCUUGUUGUACUGUCAAAACUGAGUUCGUGAAAAUGAAACGCAGCAGCUUAAACUCAGUGCCUCGGACUUCUUACCGUCCGAGAUGCUUGCCGGCGGCGGAGAUUGCCCUGGCUUUGAACCGGAGAAAGGGUGUGCCUCACCGUUCACCAUUGAAUUAA
Molecule: messenger RNA, 1008 nt
Organism: Alnus glutinosa
Lineage: Eukaryota; Viridiplantae; Streptophyta; Magnoliopsida; Fagales; Betulaceae
Product: protein RGF1 INDUCIBLE TRANSCRIPTION FACTOR 1-like
Exons: 5
Coding region: 283-1008 (241 amino acids)
Molecular function (GO): zinc ion binding
Source: RefSeq, a predicted model, not a curated record